AUGGAGGGACUCAGCACGCUCAGCUCCUCCGAGCAGAGGAAGCAUCCUGUGACCGUUGUCUAUCUCGCUACUACAAGUCCUGUGCUUGGAUGCCUUCUACAGUGUCUGAGUCCAACCCAGUCAAUCUCUUCUUCCUUAAUACUAAUCCGGGCCCAUCUAUACAAGAUGCGUGCCAUCGCAUUCAUCUCAGCACUUCUUGCGCUUCCCGCGGCUUUCGCUUCCCCUAUCGAUUUCGAGCUUGAGUCUCGUGCCACUUGCAAGGAUAGCGAUAUCAAGGCCGUCAGAAGCACUGUCAAGACCAAUACUGCCUUCUUCUGCGAGUACUACAACCUCGUUGGUGGAACAUCACCUAUCGCUACUCUCAACUCAAAGGACCUUGCUAGUGCAUGCAAGUGUAUCACUGCCACCUCUAGUGUCAAGAAGAUACCCAAGAAGGAAUCUGUUGUAAAGGGCAGCUCGACAAAGUGUGAUGCGGCCGACCUCAAGGUCGUCAAGGCUCAAUUCUCCAAUCCCAAAGCAUUCUGUGCCGCCUAUGGCAAGAACAACUAUUCCGCCGUCAUUGGUCUCACCAAUCAAGAGCUUUACGAUGCCUGUCAGUGCGUCUUAGGCAAGCUGUCUACCACCGUCAGCAAAGCGCCUACCUCGACUUCCAAGAAGGUGACAUCGUCGGCAAAGACUUCGACCAAGCAAGCCAGCUCCUCGACUAAGAAAUCAAGUUCCUCGACCAAGAUUGUGAGCAGCUCUUCCACAAAGAAAGUCAGCUCCUCAAUCCGAAUCUCAUCAACUGCCAAGCCAGUUUCGAAAUCCUCGUCUUCUUCUAAACCGGUCUCGAAGCCCUCAUCGUCUAAACCGAUCUCGAAGUCCUCAUCAAAGAGCUCCUCUUCGGUCAAGGUCAGCAGUAGCUCUACUAAGCCCAUCUCAAAGACGUCGUCGAAACUUUCCUCCUCGAGCAAAGCUGCAAGCAGUUCAGUCAAGCCUGUUUCCAAGACCUCGUCAAGCAGUCUGAGCAAAUCUGCUUCAAAGUCAUCAUCGAGGGUUUCGUCUUCUGUCAAGACAAGCAGCAGUUCUGCGAAGCCCGUUGUUACUUCCUCCUCCUCGAAGAGCAGCAGCAGUUCGUCCAAACCUGCCGUGUCGUCCUCGAAGGUUAGCAGUAGCUCGUCAAAGCCUGUCGUUUCCUCAUCGAAGAUCAGCAGUAGCUCGUCGAAACCUGUUAUUGCUUCGUCAUCCAAGAUUAGCAGCAGUUCUUCUAAGCCUGUGGUGUCUUCUUCAAAGGUCAGCAGCAGAUCAUCAAGCUCUGUGAUAUCAUCCUCCAGCAAGGUCAGCAGCAGCUCGUCAAGAUCUGUUGUUGUCUCGUCCUCGAAGCCCAGCAGCAGCUCUUCUGUGCCUGUAUCAUCUUCGAAGAGCAGCAGCAGCUCUUCUGUACCUGGAUCAUCGUCCAAGAGCAGCAGUAGCUCCUUACAGCCGGCUGGCUCUGCAUCCUCGAAGAUUAGCAGCAGCUUUUCUCAGUCUUCUAGCAGUAGUAGCUCCUCUUCGCAGGCUACUGUCUUAAGCUCCCUGUCUUCCAGCGCCGUCGUUUCAAGCUCGUCGUCCCCAUCAAUUGCCUCCUCAGUGGUCACAAGCCAGAGCAGCACUAUUUCUCCAUCAGAAACUGGUGCUCCCAGCUCAAGCUCGACAACUGACGCUCAGUUCACAACGAUCGAGAGUACGUCCAGCGCUGUUGAAACCGAUGCCACGAGUACGGACGCUUCAAGCACUAUCGACUCUGGUGCAAGCCCUACAAGCUCCUCUGGCGACUCGGAGACAACCAGCAGCUCAACAGUCGAGAGCGAGGCCACAAGUACCUCCUCUGAUGCCGAGAGUACUUCUGCUAGUGAGGCACAGACUACGAUAUCCUCUUCUGAGUCAGCGACCACAAGCACCGCUACCGAUGCUGGAAUCACUUCAUCGAGCUCUUCCGAGGCACCCCAAGUCACUUCUACCUCUGUCGAGGCUGAUCCGGCUACGAGCGCCUCUUAUUCUUCUUCUUCUUCAGCAUCCACAACGACUCCCGCAGCUGGACCCGAAUACUCCGACGGUGCUAUGCCAGAAGUCCAAGGCGCUACGUUCUAUGUGCAGAAGGAUAAAACCUAUCAGGGCACAGUCUUGACUCUAGUCAAGAGAAACACCAACUAUAUCGGUAGAAUUUUUGCCCGCGCUAGAAUGCUUCGUGCGAGAGAUGGCGGCUCCAGUAUGGAUGACUGUCUCGAUGCUUGUGCUGCUAGCUCUCAGUGUGUUGGUACCUCCUUUACGGCGAGCGCUUCGGAAUGUGUAUACUUCAGCGCUAUCUCUGGCCGUGCGGUAGUUACUCGCGGUACUGACUUUGCAACGGUCCUCGCUCGCGACGUCUCUACCACGAGCUCAAGCACUGUAUCUGGAAGUACAAGCACGGAAGCUUCAAGCACGGAAGCUACGAGCUCUGCUGAUGUGACUAGCUCUACUUCCGACGUAGACAUGGCCACAAGCACCGCCACUGGAUCCGGAGCGUCCUCAUUCUCUUCUGAUGCUGAUACCACGGUUACAAGCUCUUUAAUCGAGAGCACAACCACCAGCUCGGCUGUCAAGAGCGAGGCUACAAGCACAGUACCCAGUGCUGAGACCACAAUCUCAAGCUCGUCUGUUGAUGCUGACAGCACAGCGACCAGUUCGUCUCUGGAACCCAAGAGUACCACCUCCUCUAUUGAUUCUGAUGCUACGACCACGAGUUCAGUGGCUGAGACCCAGACUGCAAGUACCGUCUCAAGUGCCGAGAGUACCUCGUCUGGUGAUGCUGAUAUCACCAGCACUAGCUCAUCCAGCGAGCCUGAGAUCACGGUUUCCAGCUCCUCUUUUGAUUCUGACGUUGCUACAAGCACAACUUCUGAUGCCGAGACCACAACCACAAGCUCCCUUGUUGAAAGUGCCACUGACUCGAGCUCAUCUGUCUCUUCGUCUUUCGCUCAGCCUGAAGCCAGUUCAUUUUCUGCGGAACCCGAGCCCACUCCAUCGUCUACUCAAGCUAGUGCUACCCCAUCCAGUGAUCCGGAAGCUACAAGCUCAAGCUCGUCUACUGGAGUCAGCGCUACGCCAUCUCCUGUCGAUGCUGAAGUAACGUUCACGAGUUCGUCUGUUGAGCAGAGUGCCACGGCAUCAAGCUCGUCCGCUGAGCCUGAAGUCACCUCGUCUCCUGUAGAUGCUGGAUUCAAAUCUACAACCUCCUCUAUUGAUGUCGAGACUUCCACAAGCUCAACUGUCGAGUCUCAGAGUACCUCAUCCUCGGUUGAUGCCGCUAGCUCGACGGGAGAUCUCUCAGCGACUCCAACCGCCUCCGGAAUGGCAUCGUCCUCCAUCGUACCAGAGAGUACUACAGUCUCGAGCUCAUCCGUGGAGCCUGAAUACACGAGCAGUACCUCUUCCACUGAGCCAGAGAGUACCACGCUUUCGAGUUCUUCUGAUGCUGCUGAAGCCACAACUUCGAGCGCCAAUGAAUCUGAUAGUACCCCGUCUUCUACUCAAGCUAGCGAGCCUUCAGUUACUCCAAGCGCCUUGGAAACCACGGCAUCUUCCAUCCAGAGUACGACAUCUGCGACAGCGGACUCCUCCUCAAGCCCUUCAGAAACUCAGUCCUCUUCGACCACGGAGUCAUCUUCGACUGAGAUCGCGACUUCCUCUCAGAUCGAAAGCGUGGGUUCUUCAAGCGCCGAGAUUUCGUCGACCGCAACUGAAACGGAUGCUUCUUCAAGCACGUACGUUCGUACUGAGAUCUCUUCGUCCCAGUCUUCAGCUAGCGAGACUGCUACAUCAUCUGUCACCGAAAUUUCCUCGACUCAGUCUUCGUCUACUGAAAGUGUAAGCUUCUCAUCUAAUUCCUCGACGUUCGAACCAGCAACCUCGACCGAGUCUGUCAACACCUCUACAUCCCAAACUUCGACGGCUGAGGCCGAGUCAGCCACGGCAAGCGCUUCUGCAGGGUCUGCUUCUACCGGAAGUGACGUUCCCAGUAGUCCUUCAUCGACGAACGAUGUUUCUUCCACUAUCGAUUCAUCGUCGGUGUCAGCGAGCCCAGCGCCUACUCCAUUCUCGUCUAGUGCUUCAACAACUGACUCCACAGCAAGUGACGUCCCGUCCAGCAGCACGGAUCCAUCUGCAGCCGAGAGCGCGACUCCUUCAAGCACAGAUUCAUCUUCGAGCGACUCGGCGUCAGCACUAAGCACGUCGUCACCGUCAUCUGCUGAGGCCUCAUCGACUGAAAGUGCGAUGUCAUCGAGCACAGAUUCAUCCUCGACUGAAUCGGCACAAGUAACGAGCACGUCUUCAUCGAUAGAUUCGUCUCCCACCGAUAUUACAUCGACAUCGGCAACACAGAGCGCUACGUCUUCGAGCACAGAUUCAUCUUCCGCUGAUGUGUCGGCAUCUGCCACCGAGAGCUUUACAUCGUCAUCGACAGACUCAUCUUCAACAGAUUCGGCGUCUGCAACUCAGAGCGCUACACUUUCAAGCACAGAUUCGUCAUCGACUGAAUCAGCCUUGGUAACGAGCACGUCUUCGACUGGUUCGGCAUCCGCAACGAGCAUGUCUUCUGCUGAUAUCCUUUCCACUGAGAGCGCUACAUUUUCUGGCACGGAUGCGUCUUUAACCGAGUCGGCAUCGCACACGAGUACUGCUGACGUCUCUUCAACUGAGAGCUCGACACCUUCCAGCAGUGAUUCCUUGACCGCUUCUAGUACUGGGGUACCCUCAGACUCGUCGUCAACUGUCUCGGCCACUUCCACUCCCGAUGCCUCUUUGACAACCGACUCCUCUUCGAGUGAAACCGCUAGCAUCAGUAGUACAGAAGGAUCUUCGACCGGCUCCUCUUCGAUCACUGUCGCAACUCCUGCUUCUACUCCUUCGUCAGUCAGUGCGUCUUCGACUGAUGCAUCCACAAGUGCGACAGCGACAGAGACUUCUUCGUCGGAGUCUGCAACUUCUACAAGCAGUGACACGUCAACCGCUCAAUCAUCGACUACGGAGCGCGUCAGUUCAUCGAGCAGUGACGUGUCUUCGUCGUCUGAGGUCGAAGCGUCGAGUACUCAGUCUUCAUCAAUUGAGACCAUCGCAUCGUCCACAGAGAGCGCCACUCCUGCCAGCAACGACGCAUCGAGCACUCCAUCAUCGUUCACAGAGUCCGCAACACCGAGCAGUGAAGUGUCGACUGUUCAAUCAUCUCCCACAGAGAGCAGCACUUCAUCAAGUAGUGAUGUAUCGAGCACUCAGUCGUCGUCGACCACCGAUAAUGCCACUGCUACGAGUAGUGAUGUAUCCUCGACUGGAUCUUCGUCAUCGGACAACAUGACUUCUACAAGCAGUGACGCGUCUUCCACAGUGAGCGUGGCCACUACAAGCAGUGAUGUAUCCUCGUCUGACACUGCGUCCCCUACGACCAGUGGUGUAUCGUCCACCGAGAGCGCUACUCCCGUGAGCAAUGAUGCAUCAACCACCCAAUCAUCAUCCACAGAGUUCUCAAGCACCCAGUCGGCUUCCACGGAGAGCGCCACCCCCUCGACCAGUGAUACUGCCUUGUCUGGAUCAUCAUCAUCAUCCGAGGCUGCAAGUCCUACGAGCAGUGAUGCGCCAUUCACGGCGAGUGCGACAUCCUCAAGCGACGGAGUAUCUUCUGGAUCAUCGUCGACACAAAGCGCCGCCCCCACUGCUACUGAUGUAUCGAGCACCGAAUCAUCCACAGAAAGUCCCACACCCACAAGCAGUGGUAUAUCCUCGUCUUCUUCGUCGUCUGAGUCAGCAACGACUACCAGCAGUGACACUUCGUCCACUGCCACUCCUGCAGACAACGAUGCGUCCAGCACCCAGUCGACUUCUCUAGAAAGUGCUACUCUCUCGAGCAGCGUGGUAUCGUCCACAGCAAGCCCCACAUCCACAGAGAGUGACACUUCGAGCAUCCAGUCGUCGUCAUCGCCUACGGAAAGCACCACUUCCUCGAGCAGUGAUGCAUCAUCCACAGCCACCCCAGCAAGUAAUGAUGCUUCAAGCACUCAGUCUUUGUCUUCUUCUUCAUCAUCUGAGUUCGUCACUCCCACAGAUACAUCGACCACAACGAGCGCCACUCCCGCAAACAGUGAAGUAUCUUCCAGCUCAUCAAUCACGGAAAGUGCCACUACUACUAGCAGCAAUGCUUCCUCGUCUUCUCUGUCUACAAUUACCAGCAGUGAUGUAUCGACAACCUCUUCGUCGUUGACAGAAAGUGCUACUCCCUCGAGCAGUGAUGUAUCAUCUACUGCCACUCCUGCAAGCAAUGACGCAUCAAGCGCUCAGUCUUCGUCGACAGAGAGUGCCACUACUAGCAGCAGUGAGACAUCCUCGUCCUCGUCGUCGUCCGAGUCUGCAACAUCUACCAGUAGCGAUGUGUCGUCUAUAGCAACCCCUGCAAGCAACGAUGCAUCGAACACUCAGUCCUCGUCCGGAACCGCCACUAUCACAAGCAGUGAUACAUCGUCGUCACCCACGUCAUCUGAGCCUGCAACCAUUACUAGCGGCGAUUCGUCCUCGUCUUCUUCGUCCGAAUCUCCGACCGCUAUCAGCAGUGAUGUCUCGUCCACUGCCGCUCCUACAAGCAGUGAGGCGUCGAGCACUCAAUCGUCAUCGACAGAAUCCAACACUGCCUCGUCUUCCUCGUCGUCUGAGUCUACAACGGUUACCAGCAGUGACGUGUCUUCCACUGUCACUCCUGCGAGCAGCGGUGCAUCGUCCACUGCCAGCCCCGCAAGCAGUGAAGCCUCAACCACUCAAUCAUCCUCAUCUGAUUCUACAACAGCGACCAGCAGUGAUGUAUCAUCCACUGCCACUGCCACCGCCACAAGCAGUGAUACAUCGUCCGCAUCAUCGUCAUCAGAGACCGCAUCUCCCGCAAGGACUGACGCAUCAACAACUUCUUCAUCGUCGUCGACAGAAAGCGCCUCCCCUACGAACAGUGAUGUAUCGACCACCAGCUCCUCGUCAUCCACAGAGAGUCCUACAUCCACGAGCAGUGAUGGGUCAACAACUUCGUCAUCGUCGUCGACAGAGAGCGCCUCCUCCACGCCUACUGACGCAUCUUCGUCUGUCUCCUCGUCAGCUUCAGAGAGCCCUACACCCACGAGCAGUGAUGCAUCGGCAACUCCUUCAUCGUCAUCGACAGCAAUCGCCUCUCCCACGACCAGUGACACAACGACCACCGAGUCUUCGUCGUCUUCAGAGAGCCCCACGCCCACAAGCAGUGAGGCAGCUUUGUCUGACUCUUCUUCGUCGUCGUCUACAACUCCCACACCCACUACUUUCAUCACCAUGACUUCGUCGUCUAGCGCUUCGUCUACCGAGAGCUCGUCCACAGAGUCCCCUACUAGCACCGGUACAGCAGACUCCCCGUCUGAGUGA
Molecule: messenger RNA, 7425 nt
Organism: Aureobasidium namibiae CBS 147.97
Lineage: Eukaryota; Fungi; Ascomycota; Dothideomycetes; Dothideales; Saccotheciaceae
Exons: 3
Coding region: 1-7425 (2474 amino acids)
Source: RefSeq, a predicted model, not a curated record